Molecule: messenger RNA, 3114 nt
Organism: Exophiala xenobiotica
Lineage: Eukaryota; Fungi; Ascomycota; Eurotiomycetes; Chaetothyriales; Herpotrichiellaceae
Product: 6-phosphofructokinase subunit alpha
Exons: 1
Coding region: 231-2633 (800 amino acids)
Biological process (GO): fructose 1,6-bisphosphate metabolic process; fructose 6-phosphate metabolic process; canonical glycolysis
Cellular component (GO): 6-phosphofructokinase complex; mitochondrion; cytoplasm
Molecular function (GO): identical protein binding; monosaccharide binding; ATP binding
Source: RefSeq, a predicted model, not a curated record
ACAACGUCCAACCCUCAUUCUAUCUUCAUCUUGCAUCCUUUUUUCUUUCUAGAGGAGCUUUUCUUUGCCUGCGAAAGGCUCCUCGGUUUCGCCCUCUAUUCUCCUGCACGACAUAUCUUACAAGUAUUCUUCCUUCACCGUCCGAAGUCCCUUCGUCGUUCCUCGGUACCCUUCCUGUCCACGCUCUCCUACCGUGUCUCUCCUCUGCGGCUGACGUCCUGUUCACCACCAUGGCUGAGCAAGGUCAAGCUCCCGUCCCAAAAAGGCGGAGGAUUGGUGUCAUGACGAGUGGAGGUGACUCUCCUGGCAUGAAUGGAGCUGUUCGCGCUGUGGUUCGCAUGUCUAUCCACAUGGGCUGUGAGGCCUACGCAAUCUUUGAAGGUUACGAGGGUCUGGUCCAAGGCGGCGAUCUGAUCAAAGAAAUGAAGUGGGAAGACGUCAGAGGAUGGUUGUCUCGAGGUGGUACCCUGAUUGGCACUGCAAGAUGCAUGCCUUUCAUGGAGAGAUGGGGGAGACUCAAAGCAGCCAAGAACAUGAUCCUCCGGGGCAUUGACGCCUUGGUCAUUUGUGGUGGUGAUGGUAGUCUGACCGGCGCAGACAAAUUCAGAGCCGAAUGGCCUGGGCUGAUCAAAGAGCUGGUCGAGACUGCAGAACUCACACAAGAACAAAUCGAGCCCUACAAACACCUGAACAUUGUCGGAUUGGUCGGGUCCAUCGAUAACGAUAUGUCGGGGACUGAUGCCACGAUCGGCUGCUACUCCUCCCUCGAACGAAUUUGUUCUGCCGUUGACGACGUUUUCGACACUGCAGCUUCCCAUCAACGCGGUUUCGUGAUCGAGGUCAUGGGUCGGCACUGUGGUUGGUUGGCACUGAUGGCUUCGAUAGCUACAGGCGCUGACUUUGUCUUCAUCCCUGAGAAACCUCCUCGAGUUGGUUGGGAAGAUCAAAUGUGCGACAUCAUCAAAAUGCAUCGGUCAAGAGGCAAGAGGAGAUCCAUCGUCAUAAUCGCUGAGGGUGCCCACGACGAGAACUUGAAGAAAAUCACGGCGAAUCAAGUCAAGGAUCUUCUCUCACACAAGCUCAAGUUGGAUACAAGAGUUACGGUCCUUGGGCAUACCCAACGAGGAGGAUCAGCCUGCUUCUACGACAGAUGGUUGUCAACUCUACAAGGUGUUGAGGCUGUGAAUGCCGUGCUGGAGGCUACGCCUGAUACUCCCACACCUGUCAUUACCAUCCGAGAAAACAAGAUCGAGAGAUCCAACCUUAUGGAAGCUGUUGCCUUGACCAAGUCAGUCACUGCCGCCAUUCAGGCCAAAGAUUUCGAUAAAGCCAUGCAACUGCGGGACGUCGAGUUCAAAGAAUACUACAAUAGCUACAUGAUCACCACUUCCACCGACCAUCCUAAAUUACGACUUCCCGAAGAGAAGAGAAUGCGUAUCGCCAUCGUCCAUGUUGGAGCUCCUUCUGGUGGGAUGAACCCUGCCACUCGAGCGGCUGUGGCAUACUGUCUGACAAGAGGCCACACUCCCAUCGCCAUUCAUAAUGGCUUCCCAGGUCUACAGCGUCACCACGACGACAAACCCGUCGGAUCCGUCCGCGAAUGCAAAUGGAUUGAUGUAGACCCAUGGGUGAACGAGGGCGGUUCAGAAAUCGGCACAAACCGUGGACUGCCCAGUGCCGACAUCAAGACGACUGCAGAGUGCUUUGAAAGAUAUAAAUUCGAUGCGAUGCUCCUGAUUGGCGGAUUUGAAGCUUUCACCGCAGCAAGCGAAAUCAGAAAAGCCCGGCAUGAGUAUCCAGCGUUUAAGAUUCCUCUGAUCGUUCUGCCUGCAACAGUAUCGAACAAUGUCCCCGGGACUGAAUAUUCACUUGGCAGCGACACGUGUCUAAACACAUUGAUCAAUUUCUGCGAUGCCAUCAGACAAUCAGCGUCGUCGUCCAGACGGAGAGUGUUUGUCAUUGAGACACAUGGUGGUCGAUCAGGGUAUCUAGCAACCAUGGCUGGCCUUUCAGUCGGCGCACUGGCCGUGUACAUCCCCGAAGAAGGCAUCAACAUUCACAUGAUCGCCCGAGACAUAGAAUUCCUGCGAGAAAAUUUCGCCAACGACCAAGGCGCAUCUCGAGCAGGCAAAAUCAUUCUUCGUAACGAAAAGGCCAGUCAAACCUAUACCACACAGAUCAUCGCAGACAUGAUCAAAGAAGAAGCCAGAGGACGGUUCGAGUCUCGAUCAGCAGUGCCUGGACACUAUCAACAAGGGGGUAAACCUUCGCCUAUGGAUCGGAUAAGAGCCCUCCGGAUGGCGAUCAAGUGUAUGCAACAUAUUGAGGAUAGAUUUACAGGCAAGUCCAAGGCUGCGAUUGUCGACGAUCCACUCUCUGUGGCAGUCAUUGGUAUUCAAGGGUCGGAGGUCGUGUUCACGCCCAUGGGUGGAGAGACGGGCCUGGAGGCCAACGCGACGGACUGGCAAGACCGACGACCAAAGAAUGAAUUCUGGAUGCCGAUGAAGGAUACGGUCGACAUCCUCAGCGGACGGCCAAAGUUGAGGGAUUGCUGUGGGGAGUGCGGGAAGCCGCUCUCAGGUGAUCUCCGUAGAGGUAUGCUCCCGAAGCCGAAGGAGAGAGACGAAGAGUAAAGACAACAAAGGAGGAGGCUGGAGUUUGGGGGUCUCCUUAUAAAGGUGCUGAACAGGGCGACUUGACCGGUGAUCAGAGCGAGCGUCUAUUUCUAUCGUAAUUCACAAGAGUCGUUUCGAUCCGAAAGACUUUCUCCGCUCCAGACUACUAUGUACAUAGUAGUCCUUUCUUUCCUUUAUGUCCUAUGUAGGUCUAGCACUUCUUUUGCUAAGCCAGGAAAUCUCUAGCGAGUUUGGCGAGACGGCGCGGUAGUUGAAUAGGAAUAGUCUGGAUAUGAGGCUCUAUCAGUGUCAGGAACGGGAGAUUGGAAGAGCCGGAGUGGGAUUUGGGAUUCUGGGGAUGGCGGUGUGGUUGCAGUGUCGUUGGUGAAACAAUUCGGAUAGAAAGGAAUCUGUAACCAGAUCUUGCAGCAAGUUCAAAUGCAGGUGUCUGACAGAAAGGAUUAUCCAGGAUACCACUAAGGUAUUGGUGAGAAUCAGC